Molecule: messenger RNA, 1523 nt
Organism: Cyprinodon variegatus (sheepshead minnow)
Lineage: Eukaryota; Metazoa; Chordata; Actinopteri; Cyprinodontiformes; Cyprinodontidae
Product: UDP-N-acetylhexosamine pyrophosphorylase-like protein 1
Exons: 6
Coding region: 318-1349 (343 amino acids)
Biological process (GO): UDP-N-acetylglucosamine biosynthetic process
Molecular function (GO): UDP-N-acetylglucosamine diphosphorylase activity
Source: RefSeq, a predicted model, not a curated record
UUUAAAAGAAAAAUGUCCAACUUUUAGUUUUUCCAGUUGGUGGUUUGAAAUGAUUGGAUGACAUCAGAAAAAAAGCAGAGUGUGGUUAUUUUAGGGUGAAAUCUUUGCUGCAGUUUGAGUUUUUGAUCAAACUGUUGGGGUGAGAUCAGCUGAUGAGCUGCUGAAUCAUCACAUCCUCUCCUCUGGAGCUGCAGAGCCAGGAAGGUUUCUGGUUCCUCUCCUGGAUCCAUGUCUGGCUCCAGUCACGGGUUCUUCUCUCUUCAGGCGUCAUUUCCUCUCCAGGUCUCUGAGCUGCAGGAACCAAAGCGCUCCUAAACAUGCCCUCUCUGCAGCAGAUCAGAGCCGCUCUGGACGGGUCGGGCCAGGCCCAUGUGCUGCGGUUCUGGUCGGAGCUCAGUGAGGAGGAGAAGGAGGCUUUCCUGCAGGAGCUGGGUCAGCUGGACCUGCAGCGGCUGGAGGAGCACUGCCAGGCGGCUGCAGAGGCUGCGGGAGCCGCGCCCGCCUCCAGCAGCCAGAACCUGGACCCGAACCUGGAGCCGGUUCCCCCGGAGAGCAUGGGCAGCGUGAGGAGGAGCGACCCGGAGAGCCUGGCGGGAUGGGAACACGAAGGAUUCCUGCAGAUUUCCAGGAAUCGUGUUGCGGUUCUGCUCUUGGCUGGAGGUCAGGGGACGCGGCUUGGAGUUCAGUAUCCCAAAGGGAUGUAUGACGUCGGGCUGCCGAGCGGGAAAACUUUGUACCAGAUCCAAGCGGAGCGAAUUCUCAAAAUCCAGAAGCUUGCAGAGAGCCGACACGGCUCUAAAUGCACCGUUCCCUGGUACAUCAUGACCAGCGAAUUCACUCUGAAGCCCACCCAGACCUUCUUUCAGGAGAACUCUCACUUCGGCCUGGAGCCCUCAGACGUCAUCAUGUUUGAGCAGAGGAUGAUCCCCGCCGUCUCCUUCGAUGGGAAGGUCAUCCUGGAGAGGAAAGGGAAGAUCGCCAUGGCUCCAGACGGUAAUGGAGGUCUGUACCAGGCGCUGGUGGACAACGACCUGCUGGAGGACAUGAAACGGAGAGGGGUGGAGUACGUCCACGUUUACUGUGUGGACAACAUCCUGGUGAAGAUGGCCGACCCAGUUUUUGUUGGAUUCUGUGUGAAGAAAGGAGCCGACUGUGGAGCCAAGGUGAUUGGUUGGAUUAUUUAUUUCCAUCACAGCUCUUCUGCUGAGACCCAUCCUCCUGUAAAAUGUGAGAUUUCCCCUCUGGUGUCGUACUUCGGAGAGGGUCUGGAGCUGAUUCUGAAAGGGAAAACCUUAAAAACUCCCUUCAUCCUGGACGAGGAAGCGGCUAAAGAGCUGCAGGCCCGGUAGAGCUCAUCAUCAGCCACAUGGAGAAACCGAGCCUCAUAGAUGAGGAAUCAGAGCGGCUUCAUGGUGAUGGAGCGAAUUAACCAAUCAGGGAUCAAACAUGAGACUUUAUGUACACUUUUUGUUUUUUUUACACCAGCAAAUUAAACAAUUCAGAGAAAUUUUGUUGACAUUUAA